Messenger RNA from Tribolium castaneum (red flour beetle), 2425 nucleotides. It is a transcript of the gene sax, whose product is annotated as saxophone. The record is from RefSeq and is marked validated. Gene Ontology annotation, molecular function: ATP binding; transmembrane receptor protein serine/threonine kinase activity; metal ion binding. The coding region runs from base 7 to 1716 and encodes 569 amino acids. NCBI's taxonomy places the organism in Eukaryota, Metazoa, Arthropoda, Insecta, Coleoptera, Tenebrionidae. The transcript has 8 exons. Gene Ontology annotation, biological process: cellular response to growth factor stimulus; protein phosphorylation; cell surface receptor protein serine/threonine kinase signaling pathway. Gene Ontology annotation, cellular component: plasma membrane; BMP receptor complex.
CGUAAUAUGGCCGCCACAAGUACCAUAAAUUGUUUAUUAAUAAUAUUAUUGAUACAAAUCUGCACAGGUGAAGUGAUCCAAAGGCCUGAGCUGAAGGAAGACGCCGAGGAUGAGGACGACGAACUCGGCAAUGAGCACAGCGCUUUACCUAAAAACCUGGAGACUUUUCAAGUCAAUCAAAAUCAGAUAACAAACGACAAUGUGAAGCGCUACAAAUGCCACCUGUGUGACCCCCCGAAUUGCUCCAACCCGACUGUGUGUUUCGACGCCAUCCAGUGCUGGAAGUCGCGCGUUCGGGAAACGUCCGGGCUAGAGACUGUGACUAGGGGCUGUACGAAAGAGACAGACCAAUUGCCGUUCUUAUGCCGUACUCCGUCCUUUAGUGGGCAACAGAAGCGACAAGCCAGCGGCCAGUUCCAGGUCGAUUGCUGCACUGGCGAUUUUUGCAACAAGGGGGAUUUCCCCGAAUUGCCGAUUUUGUUUACCAAGAACAUGACGAUGCACUCUGACUCAGUUGAUUAUGCGCUCAAAAUGACGGCCGCGAUUCUGGGACCGGUCGUGGUUAUUGGCACGUUGGGUGCCAUCGUUCUUUACUUAAUGCGACGCAUUCACCAGCGCCGAUUAUGCCUCGAAAGUCGUCUGGAUCCUGAUACGUAUUACGCUUCUGACGAUUUGUUGCGAGCGACAGCUGCCGGCGACAGCACCUUGCGCGAAUACCUUGAAAAUUCUCUAACAUCGGGGAGCGGUUCUGGUCUCCCUCUCCUCAUCCAGAGAACAAUGGCAAAACAAAUUUCCCUCGCUGAAUGCAUCGGAAAAGGCCGAUACGGCGAAGUCUGGCGAGGCAUUUGGUUCGGGGAAAAUGUAGCCGUGAAAAUAUUUUUCUCGCGAGACGAGGCCAGUUGGAACAGGGAAACGGAAAUAUACAGUACAAUUUUGUUACGGCACGAGAAUAUUUUGGGGUACAUUGGUUCGGACAUGACGUCUCGUAAUUCCUGCACUCAGCUAUGGUUAAUCACCCAUUACCACCCAUUGGGCAGUCUUUACGACCAUCUAAAUCGCACCACACUCACCCAUCAACAGCUACUGCGUUUGUGUCUUUCGAUUGCCAAUGGGUUGGUGCACCUGCACACAGAGAUAUUUGGGACUGAAGGAAAGCCAGCCAUCGCCCACCGCGAUAUUAAAAGUAAAAAUAUUCUAGUAAAAAAUAAUGGGACUUGUUGUAUAGCCGAUUUUGGGCUUGCGGUGACGCAUCAACAAGCCACUGACCAGUUAGAUAUUGGUUCCAAUCCCAAAGUUGGGACGAAACGUUACAUGGCCCCAGAGGUUUUAGACGAAACGAUACGAAUGGAUUAUUUCGAUUCGUUCCGUCGAGCUGAUAUUUACGCCCUAGGGCUUGUCCUGUGGGAAUUAUGCCGAAGGACAGUAAGUAAUGGGAUAGCGGAGGAUUAUAAACCGCCUUUUUACGACGUUGUGCCCAAUGAUCCCAGUUUUGAAGACAUGAGGAAGGUUGUGUGUGUGGAUCAGCAACGUCCGAGUUUACUUAACAGAUGGGCUAGUGAUCCGAUAUUGAGCGUUAUGGCCAAAUUAAUGCGAGAAUGUUGGCAUCACAACCCCAACGUGCGAUUACCAGCGUUGCGAAUAAAGAAGACGAUAUUAAAGCUAUGUAGCGGUGAUAAUUUAAUUAAUUUGGAUGAUAGUAUGGAAGUUUGUGUGUGACAAUCUGAAACGCAUCUGUUUUAAUGUUAUUUUAUAGUCAAGGGCUAGUUUUUAAUCCGUGGCGAUUUUAAAUUAUUGUUGAACAUUUUAUCAUAGGAUAUUAUCGUAGGACUAAUUUUUCUUUAAUACUUCUUCUUUAUUUAAGUAUUAUAAUUCAUGUGCCAAAUUGAUUUUGCGUGGAAGUGUGGGAGGACACCAGUAUUAUGAUUUUAUGGUUUUACUUGACACCAAAAAUUCGAAAAUGGGUGGAACAAUUUUGUUGAAAGUGCCAUUUAUUUUACUCUUACUUUCUUGAUUUUAACGCAACACGUAUGGUGACAUUUUUACAUGCUCAAUUUAACUUAAACUCUUUAUUUUUUCCCCAAAUGUUGCCGUAGGUGUUGAUUUGGUAUGGAAAUCUUAUAUUGUUGUAAAUAUAUUUCAAAUGUUUAUAUCUUGACGUCAUAUCUGUUCAUUGAAACUGCUGGAAUUAGGCUUUUAUAUUCCACUAAUUCUAUCAGUUUUUAGUGUUAUUUUUUAAUAAAUUCUAGUAACAGAUUCAUAUCAAUUUGUUUAUCAAUUGAUUAUAAAUAUCCGAGAGCUCAUUCGAAUCAUAAUCAAUUUUUUAUUGCAUUUUUACGUUAAGUUGUCAUCAUUAGUAUUUAUUGUUCGUUUUAUUCAUUUGUACAUACACUCAUUGAUGUUCUGUAUCCAAGAAUAACAUAAGCAA